This is a messenger RNA of Xiphophorus couchianus (Monterrey platyfish), 1902 nucleotides long. It is a transcript of the gene pex7, whose product is annotated as peroxisomal biogenesis factor 7. Gene Ontology annotation, biological process: protein import into peroxisome matrix. Lineage: Eukaryota; Metazoa; Chordata; Actinopteri; Cyprinodontiformes; Poeciliidae. The coding region runs from base 225 to 1181 and encodes 318 amino acids. The record is from RefSeq and is a predicted model, not a curated record. Gene Ontology annotation, molecular function: protein binding. Gene Ontology annotation, cellular component: cytosol; peroxisomal matrix. The transcript has 11 exons.
CAAGUCAGCUGAUCAAAACACGGAAGUGUUUUCAGCUGUGCAGCUUUUGGAGGAGUGAGUGGAGAAUGUGAGGAGCAGAGGAUCAGCUUACAUGUGGAAAACCUUUUUGUUCAUUUUGAAAGGGUUUUCAUCAAAGUUUAACGGUUAAAAGCGACGCUGGAGCGGAACCGGUGAGUUCGGACGGACUUGGGAUUUUUUCUGGUAUCAAACGCAGUUCAUAUCUGAUGACGACGAUGAAGGUGUUUCGCUGUCCUGGUCGCCAUGGUUACGCCGUGGAGGCUUCGCCAUUCCUCCCGAACCGACUGGCCUGCGCGGCGUCCCAGUACUACGGAAUAACUGGUUCUGGAUCUCUGUUUGUUCUGGAUCAGACUGAAACUGGAAUUGUUUUAGUGAGAAGCUGGCAGUGGGGUGACGGUCUCUUCGAUGUUGCGUGGAGUGAAGCUAACGAACACGUCUUGGUGGCUGGAGGUGGAGACGGCAGCCUGCAGCUUUGGGACUCAGCCAAUCAGAACGCUCCGCUGAAAGUGGCCAAGGAGCACACACAGGAGGUUUACUCUGUGGACUGGAGUCAGACCAGAGCAGAGAACCUGAUCGCCUCCGGAUCCUGGGACCGCUCCGUUAAAGUGUGGGACCAGAACCUCGGCCGCUCCCUGGCCACGCUCAGGGGUCACGAAGGGGUCGUCUACAGCUCCAUCUGGUCUCCUCACAUCCCAGGAUGCAUUGCUUCAGCCUCAGGCGACGGGACGCUCAGAGUCUGGGAUGUGAAGGCCGCUGCGUGCCGAUUGGCUGUUCCUGCUCACAAAGCUGAGAUCCUGAGCUGCGAUUGGUGCAAAUACGACCAGAAUCUGGUGGCUACAGGAUCGGUGGACUGCAGCGUGUGUGUGUGGGACCUGAGGAACAUCACACAGCCCGUCAAUCAGCUGCUGGGACACAGCUACGCCAUCCGCAGGGUCAAGUUCUCCCCGUUCAGUCGGACCGUUCUGGCCUCCUGCUCCUACGACUUCACCGUCCGGUUCUGGGACUUCGGCAGACGUCUGCCUCUCCUGGACACAGUGGAGCAUCAUUCAGAGUUUGUCUGUGGAUUGGACUUCAACCUCCACAUCCCCCACCAGGUGGUGGAUUGUUCCUGGGACGAGACGGUGAAGAUCUACUCACCUUCCUGCCUCACUGCAGCAUCAUAACACACACACACAGAGACACACACAUCCUAACACACACACAGAGACACACACACCGCUGGGCAUCGUCAGGAUAGUGGGCGGUUCUUCCGGCUGGAUUUGAGCUCCUAUUGGCUGAUUGAACUCUGAGUUCAUCGUGAAGUAUAAUCAAAAAGUGUCUUAUGUAAAUGAUGUUUAUAAUGUAAUAAAUAUUUUCUUUAUCAUCCAGCCGUUUCAGCAGCAGAACCUCCAAACCGUUUGGUAACUAAACCCUAAAUCCAUUUAGGAUUCAGACAAACUGAAUAGUUUUUAUGUUUCUGUGCAAAUUGUGUGAUUGCAAGUGUCUCAGUGCUGCCCUCAGGGUUGCAUGGUGGUACUGCAACUGAAUUUUCCUAUUGGUUCCAGCGUUCCAGCCCUGUGAUUGGCUAUAAAACCCCCUCACUCUGACGCGCCCUCUGGUGGCGAGUCAGGAGGUGGAACAACGAACAGGGUGAGCGUUGAUCAGCAGCGUUGCCCUGUGAUUUAUUAGCAACGUUGACUGGAGCUGUUUGCUGCUGAACUCACUAGAUUUGUUUCUAGUCACGUUUUUGAAAAGUUAACAGAUUUGUUGUGAAUUACUUUUACUGCUUUACAGUGAGAUGGUGAAUUAAACUGACUACAUGGAGACAUUAUUAUUAUUAUUAUUAUUAUUAUUAUUGCCAUCAGUUUUCAAUGUUUUUGUUAAGAAAUAAAAACAUCCUCCAUA